UGUUUAGCUCUAAACUGUUCUGACUGCACCGUAGCACCAAGCCGCUCCACCUCCUGCAAGUAUGCAGACUCAUCGGCAUCUUGGAUGAGACCGAUGAGCGUGGUAUCAUCUGCAAAUUUCAGGAGUUUAACAUUUGGGUCACUUGAAGUGCAGUCAUUAGUGUAGAGGGGGAAAUAGAAGUGUGGAGAGGACACAUCCCUGUGGAGCGCCUGUGCUGAUUGGCCGAAUGCCGGAGGUGACAUCUCCCAGUCCCACCUGUUGUUUCCUGCCUGUCAGGAAGCUGGUGAUCCACUGACAGGUGGAAUCAGAAUCAGAAUCAGAUUUAUUGGCCAAGUGUGUUAACACAAGGAAGUAGUUUGUGACUCUCGAAGAUAAAGCAGAUCAUGGAAGCAGCCACACGCCAGAUUGAAGAGACGAAGAAGCUGCUUAGUAUCACGCAGCCCAGACUGCCCCUACCUACCCCCCAGUCAUCAACACCUGGUAUGCACUCUCUCCAGCCUCCUGCUCCAGGCCCAGGUCAGUCUAUUUCCCCCUCACAGGCUGCCAGCUUCAUGAACGAUGCCAUUGAGAAGGCACGCAAAGCCUCUGAGCUCCAGGCCAAGAUUCAGUCCACUCUAGCCAUGAAGCCGGGCAUCCUGGGAGCUGUACCUAGUGCUGGACCACAUGAUCUUGUGGCACUCGCUAACCUGCAUGCUAUGGGCAUCGCACCACCCAAAGUGGAGCCCUGUGAGAUCACGAAGCCCACGCCACUCAUUCUGGAUGAGCUUGGGAGAACCGUCGACGCCAGCGGGAAGGAGGUGAAGCUCACACACCGCAUACCGACUCUGAAAGCUAAUAUCAGAGCAGUGAAGCGAAAGCAGUUUAAGCAGCAGCUGAAGAAAAAGCCCAGCAAUGACCUCGAGUCUGCGUCUUACUUCGACACCAGGUUAGCCAUUCCGCAGCCUCAAAGACAAAAGAAGGGGUUCGGGUUCCACGAAAGGGGUCGCUUUGAGAAAAUAGGCCAGCGGAUACGCACCAAGGCUCAGUUAGAGAGGUUACAGAUGGAGAUUGCGCAGGCAACCAAAAAGAUGGGCAUCCAGGCGUCUAUCAAGCUGGCUCUGAUCGCCCCUAAGAAGGAGCUCGGUGAAGGUGACGUGCCUUCCAUGGAGUGGUGGGACUCCUUCAUUCUGCCCAACAACGUAGAAUUCUCACCUCAGGCUGUGUUUGAUAUCUCGGACUUCCAUGGAAUCACCAAUCUGGUGGAACAUCCUGCACAAAUGGCUCCUCCAGUGGAUACGGACAAGCCGGUGACUCUGGGCAUGUACUUGACAAAGAAGGAGCAGAAGAAGCUGAGGAGGCAGAUGCGGCGUGAGGGUCAGAAGGAGGUGCAGGAGAAGGUCAGACUCGGCCUCAUGCUUCCACCAGAACCAAAAGUACGGAUCUCUGAUCUGAUGCGAGUGCUGGGUACAGAAGCCGUACAGGAUCCUACCAAAGUUGAGGCAGAUGUCCGAGCACAAAUGGCCAAGAGACAAAAAGCCCACGAGGAGGCAAACGCAGCACGCAAACUGACAGCAAAGCAAAGGAAAGAGAAGAAGGUGAAGAAGCUUAAGGAAGAUCUGAGUCAUGGCGUUCACAUCGCUGUCUAUAGGAUCCGAAACCUGCGCAGCCCAUCGAAGAAGUUUAAAGUGGAAGCCAACGCUAAUCAGCUGUAUCUGACCGGCACCGUGGUGCUGCACAAAGACGUCAACAUUGUGGUGGUGGAAGGAGGACCCAAAUCCCAGAAGAAGUUUAAGAGGCUGAUGCUGAACAGGAUCAAAUGGGAGGAGCCUAGCUCUAAGAGAGAUGACCCUGAUGGCUCGGACGACAAGGGAUCGAAGAAGCCAAACAAGUGUUCGCUUGUCUGGGAGGGUACAGCGAUGGAGCGCAGCUUCGGGGACAUGAAGUUCAAGCAGUGUCCCACAGAGAACAUGGCACGUGAACACUUCAAGAAGCAUGGCUCAGAGCACUACUGGGAUUUGGCUUUGAGCGAGAGCGUGCUGGAGACGGCCGAUGACUGAGAGACAGGGAGAGCGAGUGUGUGUAACGUAGUCCGAGUGACACAGGCAGCCUUGUUAUAGGAGAGAAGUGAACUGGACGGAAUCUAACAAGCUUCACACUGACAGUGGUGUGUGUGUGUGUGUGUGUGUGUGUGUGUGUGUGUGUGUGUGU
This is a messenger RNA of Tachysurus fulvidraco (yellow catfish), 2187 nucleotides long. Its product is annotated as U4/U6 small nuclear ribonucleoprotein Prp3-like. The record is from RefSeq and is a predicted model, not a curated record. NCBI's taxonomy places the organism in Eukaryota, Metazoa, Chordata, Actinopteri, Siluriformes, Bagridae. Gene Ontology annotation, biological process: mRNA splicing, via spliceosome. Gene Ontology annotation, cellular component: U4/U6 x U5 tri-snRNP complex. The coding region runs from base 384 to 2036 and encodes 550 amino acids. The transcript has a single exon.